Molecule: messenger RNA, 2419 nt
Organism: Xyrauchen texanus (razorback sucker)
Lineage: Eukaryota; Metazoa; Chordata; Actinopteri; Cypriniformes; Catostomidae
Product: dual specificity protein phosphatase 2-like
Exons: 4
Coding region: 441-1439 (332 amino acids)
Biological process (GO): negative regulation of MAPK cascade; endoderm formation; protein dephosphorylation
Cellular component (GO): cytoplasm; nucleus
Molecular function (GO): MAP kinase tyrosine/serine/threonine phosphatase activity; protein tyrosine/threonine phosphatase activity
Source: RefSeq, a predicted model, not a curated record
GCGCCAAGACCCAUAUUUGGAAUGUCGGUGUAAGUCAGCGGACCAAAUAAGGCGCUUCCGCGCGUGACGUUUGCUCCUUAUGUGGAAAAUGAAGGCGUGGCUGUGGCGGAGGAGAUGCGAUACAUAUACUGUUUCCUACACCGCCUGUCCUGUAGAAUAACAUCAGCUUUACAAUAAAGUAGUUUAAAUCUAAGAUUUGACGAAAUAUAGACGAAGUCUAUAUGAAAUUUAAAAUUAUUCCAUGCUCAUUGUAAAGUAAUAAGACUGAUCUCAAAGGACACAAUAAUAUUGUUUUGUGUCAUUUUUUCAAAACAAAUUUAGUUAAUUUCUAGUGGGUGAAACAAUAUAAUAAACUUUGUUAUAUACGGAACACGCUGUUGUUGAUGCUGUAAAAAACGUACAUUUCCACACACGGCUGUUGUUUGUCUGGAGAGGUCAUCAUGGGUAUUGGCGAGCCUCUUGGGAUCUCAGGUAGCGAGUUAGUUCAUAUUUUGCAGACUCCUCCUGAGCUCUUCACGUCUGCUGGAUGCAUCGUGUUGGACUGUCGGCCAUUCCUCGCCUUCUCCCGCGCGCACAUCAUCCAGUCCCGCAACGUCAACUGGAACUCAAUGCUGAGGCGCAGAUCCAAGAGCUCAGUGAUGUCUCUGGAGUGGCUGGUGGCCGAUAAGUCGCUCCUCGCGCAGCUGCGGAACGCAGAGUUCUCUCCGGUGGUUGUCCUGGAUGAAAACAGUCGGUCCGUCAGAGAUCUGAAGAGUGAGAGUCUGGCCAGUCUCCUGAUCAGUGCGCUGCAGUUAGAGGUCCAGUCUGCCUCCACUCAGAUCUGCUUCUUACAAGGUGGAUUUGAUGGAUUUUUCGCACUUUAUCCUGAACUCUGUUUUAACACUCCUGUUAUGUGCUCAAAUCACGUGGCUUUCAGUGAUCCAGAGCCCGUCAUGUCAGGGAGAAAGACUCCUCUCUAUGAUCAGGGUGGUCCAGUGGAGAUCCUCCCCUUCCUCUUUCUCGGCAGUGCACAUCACUCGUCCCGACGGGAGACUCUGGCGCGAUGUGGGAUCACGGCUGUUCUCAACGUUUCCUCCUCCUGUCCAAACAUGUUCGAGGAGGAACUUCAGUACAAGACUCUAAAGGUGGAAGACAGUCUGGCUGCAGACAUACGUGUGCUAUUUCCAGAGGCAAUCCGCUUUAUCGAUUCAGUUAAGGAGAGUGGUGGGCGGGUGUUGGUCCACUGUCAAGCAGGAAUCUCCCGGUCAGCCACCAUCUGCCUUGCAUAUCUGAUACACACUCGGCAUGUCCGCCUAGAGGAGGCCUUUGACUUUGUAAAACGGCGUAGACAAGUCAUCUCACCCAACCUGGCUUUCAUGGGGCAACUGUUGCAGUUUGAGACAGACGUUUUGUGUCCCUAUUCUGCACUAGACAGAGAGAACAGUGGCACUGCCUUUUAGUAUCUGUGUACAGAUGGCAGAAAUAUUGAACUGUACCUCAUUAACCUGUGAAAAGGCAUUACAGACCUGAGACUAUGGCUGUGCUGUACAGCUUUGUUAUUAGAGGAUCUGACAGAUCUGUGAAGGCACUUUGGUUAGACCACAUAGUUCCAGUCCUAUGGGUAAAUGUAUUUAAACAUGAGACUCUUGUUGUAGAUGGCAUCAGCUGAAUACCUGUACUUGAACGUUUACAGCAAUACACAACCAAUAUAUAGCUCAAUGCCUCUGUGUUUCCAAACAACAAUGGUAUAACUGACACAUUCAACAAGAACACUGCUACACCCAAUAGCCCUCAUGGAAAAUAUAGUUGUUACUUGUCAUUGUGACAUUAUGUAAACCUUGACUCAAUUUAAUUUGAACUCAUGACACCAACUCAACAUUAUCAUAUGAGACAGAGCUUCUCUGUUGGCAGUUCAAAAAUGAGGGAUAAGAUACAUAAGCACUUAGUACUUUAUGGUGUAGCUUUCAACAAUAUGUUGAUGUGUUUUGGAAGGAUGUCUGCAGAUCACCAUACCCUGCAAAUAUAUUGCAUCAGUCAAUGUUCCAUUUGACUAAAACGAGUGACGCUUUGACCAUAUUUGGGUGUGAUGUGUGGUUAGUAUUCUAUGCUGUAAAUGUCAAGUUUUUCCAUUAAGUUAUUGUUGGAUACUUAGUCUCAAAGAGAGUUUUAAAGGGCAAAGACUUGACAAACUGUGAUCUUUGGUCAUUUUAAAAGUUACAAUUUUGUUGCGAUAUAUAUUAGGCACUAAAGCAAUAUUCUAAUAAAUGUAUUUUAUUUUUAUAAAGUAUUAUUUAGUUUUAUGUUUUUUUGUGAAUAUUUAUUUAUCUGUUUUCAUUCAAAGCAAUGCACUUUACAUGUAGAUGUGUAAGAUAUUGAUGAGACCUUUUGUAAGCUACUUUGUUCACUUAUUUCAAAAUGUAAAUAAAGCAAAUAAUUUAAU